UGGUGCUGAUUCUGUCAGGCGCUGGCGGCGGCGGCGGCGGCGGCCCGGCUCCUUCUUCUCGGCCGGACCUGCUCUGCCCCCCUGCGCCCACGCCCCGCCGGGCCCCCCGCCCUCCUGUCGCGGCCCCCGCCCGGGGCGCGGCCGCGACCGGUACCAUGCGCUUCGUAGCCCUGCUGCUCCUGCCUUUGCUGCUGGCGCUCCUGGCUCACGGACUCUCCUCGGAGGCCCCAACUGUGGGGGAGGGGCAAGCCGCAGACAUGGAGGACAUGGAUGGGGAGCUGACAGUGGCCCCCACACCUGAGCAGCCAGACCAUGGUGUCCGCUUCGUCACCACGGCCCCCACCUUGAAGCUGCUCAACCACCACCCACUGCUGGAGGAAUUCCUACAAGAAGGACUGGAGGCCGGGGAGGAGGAGCUGAGGCCGGCCCUACCCUUCCAGCCCGACCCACCUACACCCUUCACUCCAAGUCCCCUGCCCCGCCUGGCCAACCAGGACAACCGUCCCGUCUUUACCAGCCCUACGCCAGCCAUGGCUGCAGCGCCCACUCAGCCCCAGUCCAGUGAGGGGCGCUGGAGUCUGCAGUCAGAGCCCCCUGGACUUCAUCUCACAGCUCCCCUCCCGCCAGGGCCCAGCAUGGCUGCACCCACUCUGGGCCCAGGGGCAAGGCCCAGUACCACACCCCCCAGCAGGGUGUGGACUCCUACCCAAGAGGGACCUGGAGACAUGGGCAGGCCGUGGGCUCCAGAGCCCAUGUCCCAUACCACAGGGCUCGCAGUUAAAGGGACCAUUGCCACCGCCACCGCUUCAGGGGAUGAUGAGGAGAGUACCACCACCACCACCAUCGUCACCACCACCAUCACCACAGUCCAGCCACCAGGCUCUUGUAACUGGAAUUUCUCAGGCCCAGAGGGCUCUCUGGACUCCCCCGGAGGCCCCAGCUCACCCCCUGAUGUCAGCCUGGACUGUUUCUACUACAUCUCCGUCUACCCUGGCUAUGGUGUGGAAAUCAAGGUCCAGAACAUCAGCCUCCGGGAAGGGGAGACCAUGACUGUGGAGGGCCUGGGGGGCCCUGACCCAUUGCCCCUGGCCAACCAAUCUUUCCUGCUUCGAGGCCAAGUCAUCCGCAGCCCCACCCACCAAGCAGCCCUGAGGUUUCAGAGCCUCCCACCACCUGCUGGGCCUGGCACCUUCCAUUUCCACUACCAAGCUUAUCUCCUGAGCUGCCGCUUCCCCCAGCGUCCCGCUUACGGACAUGUGACUGUCACCAGCCUCCACCCUGGAGGCAGUGCCCGCUUCCACUGUGCCACUGGCUACCAGCUGAAGGGCGCCAGGCUCCUUACCUGUCUCAAUGCCACUCAGCCCUUCUGGGAUUCCCGGGAGCCUGUCUGCAUCGCUGCCUGUGGUGGAGUGAUCCGCAACGCCACCACUGGCCGCAUCGUGUCUCCCGGCUUCCCUGGCAACUACAGCAACAACCUCACCUGCCACUGGCUGCUUGAGGCUCCAGAGGGCCAGCGGCUACACUUGCACUUCGAGAAGGUUUCCUUGGCGGAGGAUGACGACAGGCUCAUCAUUCGUAACGGAGACAACGUGGAGGCCCCACCUGUGUACGAUUCCUACGAGGUGGAAUACCUCCCCAUCGAGGGCCUGCUCAGCUCUGGCAGACACUUCUUUGUGGAGCUCAGUACUGAUAGCAGCGGGGCGGCCGCAGGCAUGGCCCUGCGUUAUGAGGCCUUCCAGCAGGGCCACUGCUAUGAGCCUUUUGUCAAAUACGGCAACUUCAGCAGCAGUGCGCCCUCCUACCCUGUGGGUACCACUGUGGAGUUCAGCUGUGACCCUGGCUACACGCUGGAGCAGGGCUCCAUCAUCAUUGAGUGUGUCGACCCCCACGAUCCCCAGUGGAAUGAGACAGAGCCUGCCUGCCGAGCCGUGUGCAGCGGGGAGAUUACAGACUCAGCCGGCGUGGUGCUCUCCCCGAACUGGCCAGAGCCCUACGGUCGUGGGCAGGACUGCAUCUGGGGUGUGCACGUGGAAGAGGACAAGCGCAUCAUGCUGGACGUCCGAGUGCUGCGCAUAGGCCCUGCUGACGUUCUUACCUUCUACGACGGCGACGACCUGACAGCCCGGGUCCUGGGCCAGUACUCAGGGCCCCGGGGCCAUGUCAAGCUCUUUACCUCCAUGGCUGAUGUCACUAUCCAGUUCCAGUCAGACCCUGGGACCUCGGUGCUGGGCUAUCAGCAGGGCUUCGUCAUCCACUUCUUUGAGGUGCCUCGCAAUGACACAUGUCCGGAGCUGCCAGAGAUCCCCAAUGGCUGGAAGAGCCCAUCACAGCCGGAGCUGGUACAUGGCACGGUGGUCACUUACCAGUGCUACCCUGGCUACCAGGUGGUGGGAUCCAGUGUCCUCAUGUGCCAGUGGGACCUCAGCUGGAGUGAGGACCUGCCCUCGUGCCAGAAGGUGACUUCCUGCCGUGACCCUGGGGAUGUGGAGCACAGCCGACGCCUUAUAUCCAGCCCCAAGUUUCCUGUGGGGGCCACUGUGCAGUAUAUCUGUGACCAGGGUUUUGUACUGACGGGAAGCGCCAUCCUCACCUGCCAUGACCGCCAGGCUGGCAGCCCCAAGUGGAGUGACCGGGCCCCCAAAUGUCUCCUGGAACAACUCAAGCCAUGCCAUGGCCUCAGUGCCCCCAAGAAUGGUGCCCGCAGUCCUGAGAAGCGGUUACACCCAGCGGGCGCCACUGUCCACUUCUCCUGUGCUCCUGGCUAUGUGCUCAAGGGCCAGGCCAGCAUCAAGUGUGUGCCUGGACACCCUUCACAUUGGAGUGACUCUCCACCCAUCUGUAGGGCUGCCUCUCUGGAUGGGUUCUACAGUGGCCGUAGCUUGGAUGUUGCCAAGAGCCCUGCAGCCCCCAGCACCCUGGAUGCUGCCCACAUUGCUGCUGUCAUCUUCCUGCCGCUGGUGGCGAUGGUGCUGUUGGCGGGAGGCGUGUAUCUCUACUUCUCAAGGCUGCAGGGGAAAAGCCCUCUGCAGCUUCCCGGGACACGUCCCCGCCCCUACAACCGCAUCACUGUGGAGUCAGCGUUUGACAAUCCGACCUACGAAGCUGGAUCUCUUUCCUUUGCAGGAGACGAGAGAAUAUGAGGUCUCCAUCUAGGUGGGGGCAGCCUGGGGGAGCCCACUCAGCCCUGCAUCCCAGUCUGGCGUCAGGGCUCUCGGCUUCCUGCUGCCCUUCCACCUCCUGUACAUACCACCUGGGAAGAGACGCUGCCAACCUUUCAAGAAGAUGUGCCCUUCCCCGCCUGCAAUGCCCACCAUGGCCUAUUUUCUUGGUACCACUGCCCACUUAGGGCCCUUCCUUGGGCUCGUGAAGGGGGCAUCUGCCUCUGGAGCACAUGCAGCAACAGCCAGCCUUCUCCUGACCUUCCCCCAUGCCCUGGAGCUCCUGCCUGGAAGUCACAGGUCGAGCAGGAGCACCUCUCUCCAUAUAAGCCCCAUCGAGCCCUGGCACGCGGAUCCUGCAGCAGAGGCGUCGGUAGUGGAAACUGCACCAGAGUGUUCCUCACAGAGCCAUCACCAGUGGCCCAAACUCUCCAGGGUGACCUCUGGGUGGGCCUGGCAUGCCACCAUGAGCCCCUCGGCAGGGGGGCAGGGGGCGGGGGGGGAGGUGGCAGUGCUCCUCUAAAGGCCCGAGAAUGCACAGCCCUGCCUCCUGGAGGCGCUAAUUCUCCAGGCCCCUCCGGAGCUCAAGGACCCUACCCCAAGCUCAGGUUGGGCUUCCCUGGGCCUUCACGCUCCACACCAAAGCAGGAAGUCCCUUGGCCCCCCACUGCUCCCCUGGCAGCCCUACACCCUGAGAGGGAGACCAUGCCCUGAUGUUUAUCUGGCCAUUACAAACAUCUUCUUUCCCACUAGUUCCUCCUCCAGGACCAGCAAAUUGCCAGGCUCCCCUCCUGGCCACUGUGUUAUGGGCUAAGGGGAGCGGGCAGGCAUAUUCUGGAAAGGAGCAGAACCCAGGAAUCUGGCAUGAACCCGGGGGAGGUAGGAAGCCCCAGCGAGAGACCCAGGAGCUGGCUGAAGGCCACUUUGUACAUAUAAUGUAUUAUAUGGGGUCUGGGCUCCAGCCAGAGAACAAUCUUUUAUUUCUGUUUUUUCCUUAUUAAAAUGGUGUUUUGGAGAAAACCAA
Messenger RNA from Oryctolagus cuniculus (rabbit), 4182 nucleotides. RefSeq names its product seizure related 6 homolog (gene SEZ6). The record is from RefSeq and is a predicted model, not a curated record. NCBI's taxonomy places the organism in Eukaryota, Metazoa, Chordata, Mammalia, Lagomorpha, Leporidae.